GGCUGUGAGAACCGUGUAAGGCUGUAAGCACAGUUUUGUGUGCACCAAAACCGAUUUCGGUGAGUACAGCAGAAGUAGCAAGUAUUUAUAUUCACGAUAGUGUACGUUGUUGUUUGAAAAAUCCGCGCCUCCGCGGCAAAAUUCGAUGAUAAUGCAAAGAAGAGAAGAAGAAACUUAUAACCAGAACCACAUACAAUUUCUAUAUUAAUCUUCGUUCUCCCUCCCUCAGGCCGAACCCUAAUCCUCACAAUGCUGUCUCUGCAAUUCCUGCUUUCACCUAUUGACAACAGUCUUUGGCCUUACAAAUCAAAACCAUCUUCAUUGAUCCUCCACCAUCGAUCUCACAGAUGCAGAAAUGACUCGCGGCCCUUCCUUUCUAUGUUUCUUCCUAAAUAUCGUGCUCUCGGUGCUACAGCAGAUUUGAACUAUGAACAGGAAGAUUCCAAUGUAAGACUUACUGAAGCCGGAGUUCCUGCGGAAGAAGGGCUUUUGCCCUCUGGUCUCCGGCGAGAAUCGUUGCCGAGGCAUGUUGCUGUGGUAAUGGAUGGUAACGCGAGGUGGGCAAAGCGGAGGGGGUUGCCGUUGUCUUCGGGUCACGAAGCUGGCGUUCGGGCUCUAAGAGAGCUUAUGGAGCUAUGUCGCAAAUGGGGAAUCAGGGUUCUCACCGUUUUCGCGUUCUCAUAUGAAAAUUGGAUACGGCCCAAAGUGGAGGUUGACUUUUUGAUGGGUCUGUUUGAGAGGGGAAUAAAGGAAGACCUGAAGAAUUUCGUCAGGGAGGAAAUCCAGAUAUCUGUAAUUGGUGAUUCAUCAAAGUUACCAAAGUCCCUACAGAAGCUUAUAGCUGAAGCUGAGGAGAUCACAAGAAACAACACACGGCUCCAUCUGAUUGUUGCAGUUAGUUAUAGUGGGCACUAUGACAUUGUACAAGCAUGCAAAAACAUUGCUCACAAAGUGCAAGAAGGUCUGAUUACACCAGAUGACAUCACUGCAGAUGUGAUUGAGCAGGAACUAGAAACAAGAUGUACAGAAUUUCCCCAUCCAGAUCUACUUAUCCGUACUAGUGGUGAGCUUAGAGUGAGCAACUUCUUGUUGUGGCAGCUAGCUUACACAGAACUAUUCUUCGUUCAAUCACUAUGGCCUGAUUUUGGAGAAACGGAGUUUGUAGAUGUUCUACAUUCAUUUCAACAAAGGCAAAGACGCUAUGGGGGACGUGAUUGAUAAAUUCAUUUGACUUAAGGGAAAGACUAGGACUUUUGCUAGGCAUGGCAUGGUUGACGGUUCUCUAGCUUGGCAUUUCCUCUUUCAGCAGACUGUUGCUAUGUUCAAGUUACAAAUGACAUGAAUAAGAAACAAAUGCAAGUACAUAAAGGAUAAAUAUGUGUAUGGUUAAUCGUGAGGUAAUUUAUGUUACUUUAUAAAUAUAAUAUGAUGUAUCGGUGAAAUUCUUUCAAUUGUAUGUUUCUAUUAGAUGGGAGAGCUUUGGUGUAAGGUAGAAAUGAUAAUUUAGUGUUUUUUUAUUCUUUUCUUUUGUCUUCUUUUUAUGUUUGAAUCAGUUAUAAUAAAAAUGAUAUACAUAUUGGCCUUUUACUUGAUAUGUUGGUUCUUUUAAGACAAUAUGAGAAGAAGUUAUGUAAGCACCAUUUCUUUUAUCUUACUUACAAUAACAAUCCUCCAAAGUGGUAUAAGGUUUCAUGUAAAAUAGG
Molecule: messenger RNA, 1703 nt
Organism: Nelumbo nucifera (sacred lotus)
Lineage: Eukaryota; Viridiplantae; Streptophyta; Magnoliopsida; Proteales; Nelumbonaceae
Gene: CPT4
Product: Undecaprenyl pyrophosphate synthetase family protein
Biological process (GO): polyprenol biosynthetic process
Molecular function (GO): ditrans,polycis-polyprenyl diphosphate synthase [(2E,6E)-farnesyl diphosphate specific] activity
Source: RefSeq, a predicted model, not a curated record